AUGGCUUUGGCUAUACCAUAUUUGCUAAUUGCGGUCGUGUGCGUAGCUGUGUACGUUGCACAGUCAAUUCUGUAUAAUUUAUUUUUCCACCCACUUCGGAGCUACCCUGGUCCAGUCCUUGCCAAGAUAUCCAUCAUCUGGAGCCGACAAGCAAAUUUCUAUGGCCUCAAGUAUAUGAAAAUUCACCAAGCUCAUCGCAAGUAUGGCUCUGUGGUUCGAAUCGCGCCUAACGAGCUGUCCUUCGCUGACCCAGCUGCCGUUCGUGAUAUUUACACAAACAGUGCCUUUCAAAAAGAAGAGAACUUUUAUUUUGCAAAGAGAGGCUAUGAGGAAGAGCAUCUUUUCAGCUUUCGAAAUCCCGAGGCGCAUAACCAGCGUCGAAAGCUCCUAUCCCGCGGUUACUCUCAAGGUAGUUUGCUUGAUAUAGAAAACGAUAUUGCGGCCAAGAUACAAACGUUUCUCGACCUCCUUGCCACAAAAGCUGUCAAUGGCAAUGCGGUAGAUAUAUACACCUUUGUACAUCUUUUGUCAUUUGACGUGGUUUAUCGUUUGCUCUUCGGAGAUGACCCCAGGUCCCUUGAACUAGGAGGAGAACACAGGGUUCUGUCUUACCUUAGGGCAUGGCGUCCUCUCUUUACCUAUAAAGAGGUAUUGCCGCAGCUGGAGUGGCUUGGUGUGUAUCUACCAGGCAUAUUUGGGAACAACUUCCGUAAAGUUAGGCAGUGGAAGAUUUAUUCCGUCGAUCUGAUCAAGACGUCUCGGCAGAAUAACAUCGUCACGCCGUUCUUUCGUUCUGUUCUAUACGGCGAGAAAGACGGUUACCUCAAUCGGCCACUCACGGACUCAGAGGUGGCUGAGGAGUGCAUGAGCGGAAUGUUUGGCGGUACAGGAACAACCGCCAACACGUUUGUCUUUCUUCUCUGGGCUACUUUGCAACGACCAGAAGUAGUGGAGAAGCUUGAAGCAGAACUAAGAGCAGCUUUUCCCAACCCGGACUCGGUGGUCGACUAUCAGGCAUUGACGAACGAAACCCUCCGCAUGUAUCCAACAAUUGUCGCCAUCUUGCCUAGAGUCGCCAAGAAGGACACCAUUGUCGCAGGUCUUCACAUACCCAAAGGCACUGUUGUGGGAACACAGAACUAUACCAUUCAUCGCUCGGAACGAGCAUUCCAUGAUCCAGAUAACUUCCUCCCCGAGCGCUGGCUCGACGACAAGAACGUUGAUGCUAGAAAAGAGGCAUUUGUGCCGUUCUCGGUUGGUCCUCGCAGAUGCAUAGGAAUGAAUAUGCGACCCGAAGAAAUGAGGAUAUUUGACAGUUUCAAUGCUGGUCCAGCUGGGCGGAGGUUGCUUAUUAGGCUUAAAGAGAAACAUUCAGAAGCUGAAGCUCCUGGUACUAUCACCAUUCAACACUAG
Fusarium oxysporum Fo47 is the source of this 1413-nucleotide messenger RNA. RefSeq names its product cytochrome P450. Gene Ontology annotation, molecular function: iron ion binding; oxidoreductase activity, acting on paired donors, with incorporation or reduction of molecular oxygen; heme binding. Lineage: Eukaryota; Fungi; Ascomycota; Sordariomycetes; Hypocreales; Nectriaceae. The transcript has 11 exons. The record is from RefSeq and is a predicted model, not a curated record. Bases 1 to 1413 code for a protein of 470 amino acids.